AUGCCUCGAAUUCGCCCCUCGACCCUCAUAAAAGCCUACCAAGAGAAUCCGCUCCUCCCACUCCUCCUAAAAGAAUGCCGCACCCUCGAAUCAGCCCGCAAUGAGCUCCGCUGGCUACGCGAACACGCGCUUCGCACCAGCCAGACGCGCCAGCCACAAACAACCACCCCAUGGCGAACAUAUCUCUCAUCAAUAUGCCGCCAAAGAUCCCGCGGCUACCCCCUCCAAUAUAUCCUCGGAGACCAGCCAUUCGGUGAUCUGGAAAUCCUCUGCCGACCCGGCGUAUUAAUCCCAAGGUAUGCCCCCCGACCAGACACCGAGUCCUAUGUCCUCCAGGCAGCCAAACUAGUGGAGCAAAUAGCUUUAGAGAAGCUAUCCGGCAACAAAGAGGACAAAGAGGACAAAGAGGACAGUGAUACUACCAAUGUCCCACAGUCAAAACCCCUACAGAUCCUAGAUCUCUGCACAGGAACAGGCUGCAUAACCCUCCUCCUACACGCCCUCUUAUCCCCGCGCUUCAACCUACGAAUAACAGGCAUAGACAUAAGCCCGGCAGCAUUAAGCCUCGCGCGCAAGAAUCUAGCCCACAAUCUGCAAGCGGGACACCUGACUCACCGCGCAUCAACCGAUAUAAAAUUCCACCGCGCGGAUAUCAUGGCCGUAAAUCCAAGUUCCAACGGAACGCCAACCAUCGAGAAUCUUCUCGGCGAAUACGUUGCCGCCGAAGAAAGCGAUCACGAUCACGAGCGGGAUCAAGAUUCCUCACCUCGGGAACUUGAAUGCGAUCUCCUAAUCUCAAACCCACCCUACAUCUCGACGGCGGAUUUCCGCAACGGGACUACGGCGCGAAGUGUCCGACUUUUCGAACCGCGACUGGCGCUCGUUCCCGCGCCGAGACCCCAUCUUACUACUACUGCAGACGUCCGGCCCGAGGAUAUUUUCUACGACCGCAUCCUGGAUAUAUCAUACAGGCUGCGGAGUAAAGUGACCGUGCUGGAAUGCGGCGAUAUACAACAGGCUGAGCGGGUGGUUAGCAUGCACACGUCCAUGGCGCCGCCGGCGGAAUUCCGGGUGCAGAUUUGGCCAUGGGCUGAGGAGGAUAUGGCCUUUUAUGGGUUUCAUUCGAGUGGGGGGGUCGAG
This is a messenger RNA of Penicillium manginii, 1140 nucleotides long. RefSeq names its product N5-glutamine methyltransferase family protein. NCBI's taxonomy places the organism in Eukaryota, Fungi, Ascomycota, Eurotiomycetes, Eurotiales, Aspergillaceae. Gene Ontology annotation, cellular component: mitochondrion. The transcript has 2 exons. Gene Ontology annotation, biological process: methylation. The annotation marks the transcript as partial. Gene Ontology annotation, molecular function: methyltransferase activity; nucleic acid binding. The record is from RefSeq and is a predicted model, not a curated record.